Pseudomyrmex gracilis is the source of this 3550-nucleotide messenger RNA. Its product is annotated as cytosolic carboxypeptidase-like protein 5. Gene Ontology annotation, molecular function: zinc ion binding; metallocarboxypeptidase activity. Lineage: Eukaryota; Metazoa; Arthropoda; Insecta; Hymenoptera; Formicidae. The record is from RefSeq and is a predicted model, not a curated record. The coding region runs from base 564 to 3197 and encodes 877 amino acids. Gene Ontology annotation, biological process: proteolysis; protein deglutamylation. The transcript is spliced from 11 exons.
CAGAAUGAUCUCAAUUUGUGUGUGUGUGUGUGACAAUUGACACGAGUCACAUAUACUCUCUUCCCUCUACUAUGUUUGUAAAUUUAUAAUUAAUUAAAAUUUAUAAAUAAAAAUGUUUAAUUUGCUAAAUUAUCUGGAAAAAUGUCAUUGAAAAAUAAGUCAAUCUAUGAUCGGCGUGGCGCAGCACACGCGUUAUUCUUUCAUGUAAGUAGAAAGUAAUCAUUCAAUCCUACAUUCAACAUCACUAAAAAAAAAAACAAAAAGAACAUUCGCAGUUGUCAGCGUUGCAUUAUCGCGUUACUAACAUAAAUACAGAUCAUAGAUCAUGUAAUUAAACGUACAUAUACAGAUAUUUAUCCGAGAUUCACUCAGAGACGUCAUGUGAUUGCUGUUCGCGGCAACGACAAUGUUAUCGCUGACCAUAUGACCAAAUUAGAAUUCGAGUUAACAAAAACGCAAAAAGAAAACAAACAAAUUGUUUUGUCAUAUACGAAUAUUAUACGAAUGAACUUUCGCGUUGAGGCGAUUGCCUCGAUUUUGCAGCAAACAUAACCUUUGAUAUUAUGGCGAGCACGGCUGAAAACAUUACCUGUAGUGGCUUUGUGUUUUUCAACAAUUUCGACUCGGCUAAUUUAGCUAAAGUAGAGCAAGUGAGAAUAUCGGAAAAAGCUGUUGAUAAAGAUGUGUAUGAAAUUGAUGAUAAAUCAUCUAGCAAUACUUUUAAUUCUAAAGAUGCAGUAGAUUAUGAAUUUAACUUAUGGACAAAGCACGACUGUCAUGGCACACAAUUUCAAAAUAACAACAGAACUUGGUUUUAUUUUGGAGUCAGAUCUAAUUGUCCAAGUGUCUCAGUUAAAUUUAACUUAGUUAAUUUGAACAAGCAAGUUAAGAUGUUUAGUCAAGGAAUGUGUCCAGUUUUUAAAAUUGUGCCAGGACAUUUAAAUUGGGAGCGAAUUCGUGAAAGACCUACUUAUACACUUGAUCAAAAAGGAAAUGAGUUUACUCUAUCGUUCCUUUAUUACACUCCAGAAAAUUCAAAAGCUAUUACUUAUUUUGCUUUUACCUAUCCAUUCUCAUAUACAGAUUUACAAAAUUAUUUGAAAAAAGUUGAUGCGAGAAUGGGAAAAGGGAGUGUAAUAUCUGAAGAUGAUAUCUAUUAUCACAGAGAAUGUGCAAUAAAAUCUUUGGAAGGUCGUAGAUUGGAUGUAUUAACAAUCAGCUCGUAUCAUAACAUAACACAAAAGAGAGAAGACAGACUGAAUAACAUGUUCCCUGAGUUAAGUGAAGAAAGACCUUACAAAUUUCGGGAUAAAAAAGUAAUUUUUAUUAGCGCCAGAGUCCAUCCAGGUGAAACACCAUCUAGCUUUGUUCUCAACGGUUUUCUCAAUUUUCUGUUAAACCGAGAAGAUCAAGUUGCAAUAAAUUUACGUCGCCUAUAUGUGUUCAAAUUAAUACCAAUGCUCAAUCCAGAUGGUGUUGCCAGAGGUCAUUAUAGAAUGGAUACUAAAGGAGUAAAUCUAAACAGAGUUUAUUUACAUCCCUCUCAAGUAGAUCACCCCACGAUAUAUGCCGCAAGAAAUUUAAUAAGAUAUUAUCAUCAUUCUUAUCAAGUGUCAAGUGAACCAGUUGACGAUGACCUGUCAAAUAUAAAUUUAGAAAUUAUGGAUAACAAUAUUAUAAAUUCAACCGCUUCGCUAGCUUCAAACCAUGCACGUGACACAACUACAAAACUGUUACAACAAGUAACACUCAUGUCAUUGGAUGAAAAAAAUAUGUACACUUUGGAAACCACUAAUAAGUUUUCGUUAGAACAUGCAGAUAGUACAUCUAUUGAUAAAAAAGAGGAACUAUCUAAAAGAAAUGAUAAAACCGAGAAUAUUACGGAAGAUCGAGCAAAUGACAGAUUAUUAAAUUAUACAACUGUGUGUUCAAGCGAGACACCAAAGUCUUCUAAUAAUUCUGGAUUAUAUUUAUACAUCGAUCUUCACGGUCAUGCUUCGAAGAAAGGUGUUUUUAUGUAUGGAAACCAUUUUACCGAUCCGGAAGACACUGUUACAUGCAUGCUGCUACCCAAAUUGAUGUCUAUCAACAAUCCACACUUCCAUUUUGCAUCGUGCAACUUUGCGGAACGGAACAUGUACAUUAUAGAUAAACGAGAUGGUAUGUCGAGAGAAGGCUCGGGACGCGUAGCAGUUUAUAGAAUGACUGGACUGAUACGUAGUUAUACUUUAGAGUGCAAUUACAAUUCCGGUCGUUUGGUGAACACAAUACCUCCUCGAGUUCGCGACAAGAUGAACAAAACUAUGAAUCGCAUAUUUAUUCCUCCAAAAUAUACUCCGGCUGUUUUUGAGACAGUCGGAGCAGCGCUAGGUCCUUCUAUACUCGAUCUCACUGAAAACAAUCCUAACAGUCGGUUGCCAAAUAGUCAGUAUCGUUCUCUGAGAGGAGUAAAAUCACAUUUGAAAUUAAUGUAUGUGAACAAUCUUUCUACACCGACCAACAAAUCAAUGCGUAAGGACAACGUAGAUGCUGUUGCACAAAAUACUUGUAUUUUAAAAGACGUAGAAACAAAAUUGAACGAUGCGAUGACGGGAACAAGAAAUGUUGUAAAAAAUGAAAACAAAUUAAUGAAAAAAUCUAUUCUCCGCCGUGGUGUAUCUCUUUACUCAGCGAUGAAAAGAAUCAAAAGUAGUAAGAAACCUCGGCAAACACGUCAAGCACUGAGGACUCACAGUGCUAACAACGUAGAGAACAGCACAGUAAUUUGUACAAUAAAGUCCGAAGUAAAACCAUUUUUAAAAACGAUUCAUUAUUGUCGAUCGACUAGAUCUAACAUAGAAUCAGUCAUUAGCAGCGACAUUCUAAAGCCGCGUUUAAAUAUAUGUACAAAUAAGAAAUUAAUUACUACAAGCAACUCAAUGAAGACAUGUAAUAUAUCUAUUGAAGAAACAACAGCGGUGAAACACGGUUCAAAAAGAUUGAAAAUGAUUUCGUCUACGAUGACCAAGAAUACUCUCUCCGAAAUUGAAGAAUCGUUUUGUUCUGAAACCAGCACUAAAGUAUCUUCAAAGAUGACACGUGUUCACGGUAAACAAAAUAUCAAAGAAAUAAACAAUAAAAUUCAAAUACCAGGCAAGUCUUCCAAGAUGAAAAAAAUGAAUAAAAACAGUUCUGUACUUGAAGAAGACACGAAGUAAAAACAUAAAUAAACUAAUUAGUUACAAUACUAAGAAAUUGCACUUUAUGUUCCGCUGUUAUUUUUCUGAAACUAUAAUUUUUAUUUGAAGUUUUUUCAUCAAAGAAAAAUCAUUUUUUUAAUUGCGAUUUAGAAAUUCUUAAUCAAUUUACGUUAUAUAAAAUAGAUACAAUCUGCAGUACCGGUUGUGAAUUUUGAAAUACAGAGUUACUAUUUUUUAACUGCUGACUUCGAUGACAGGUUUAAAUACUAUGUACUGAAGUCGUGCGCAUCCUAUAAGACAUUAUUUACGUCUGAUUAGUUAAAGAAAAAACAGUAUGUAUGUACGUACCAAUGUUUUAAUAUAAUAUGUAA